UUACAGAGAUUGUCCUUCGAGGAUGUGGCCAUGGACUUCACCAGGGAGGAGUGGCGGUUUUUGAACCCCUACCAGAGGGACCUGUACAAGGAAGUAAUGCUCGUGAACUACAGCAACCUAGUGGCAGUUGGAUAUCAGGGUGCCAAACCCAGUUCACUCUUCAAGUUGCAGCGAGGAGAGCCCCCAUGGAUGGUAGAAGGAGCAGCCUGUGGUCAAACCUGUCCAGGUAAGUGAGUGAAAACCAAGACAGUGGGAGAAACGCCACACAGACCCCAGGUGGUCAGUGAAGGGUUGACACUCUCAAAAGGUGGUUGAGAGAACUUUUCCUGGCUGUUCCUCUUUGUUUGCUAUUAAAGGGUGACACCUUCUUUGUUCCUGUUUUCUGGAUCUGGCUGCAAUGCAUCUCACCUGGAGCCGUGACUUCUUGUCUGCUUCCAUUCUUCCCAGCCUCCUUGUGUCAUCUUUUCUUUCCUGCAGUUUCACUUCCUGGCCUCUGCCUCGCUGGCUUUGAAGCCCCCUCGCUACCUGGCUGGAUCCUUUUGCACUUAGCACGUAGGCAUCUCUGCCCCUGGGAAGGGGCUGGUCUCCUUCCCCGACAGUCUGCCUCUCUUAGCUCAUCUAAGGGCCUCCUGCACCUCAUCUCUCAGACCAGCUGUCAGCUUACUCACUCCUGCUUCCCUGCCUGCCCACCUUCUGUUUUAUCUUCUGCCUGAAUGAAUUAAAUUCAUUCUUAAGGCCUGCUGGAGACUACCAAAUUGAUACCUCUGCCACUGAUGUCUGACCUGUAUCUAAUCCUGUGUAUUGUCAGCCUGAUUUCCUGCUAAUGUAUGUGAAACCAGAAGUUGUCUUUCUCCCAGAUACUUGGACCAAAGUACGUUCAUAGACACUGAAGAUUCAAGCUGUCUGAUUCUGACAGAUAUUCUCCAAUCAGCAGCUCCCUUUCUGUAGUCUCACCUGCUCUGUGAUGCUGUAUUUUGCUGCAGCCAGGGCAGUUAUCCUGUGGAAUUCUUUCUCCUUCAGCUUCAGUGUCUGAAACCAGGAUCAUUAAUCCUCCCAGCAAAUGUGUGGACUCAGGUGCAUUUCACUUGGCUCUGCUAUAGAGCUGUACUCUCCAGUGCCUCAUCACCUUGGAGUUCCUUCAGUCUGCCUUCUUCACUCUGUUGUAUUGUGUUUUUUUUGGUUAUUUAUUUAUUUGAAAGGCAGAGUUACAGAGAGGCGGUGGCAGAGAGAACGAGAGAGAGCUUUUCCAUCCACUGGUUCACUCCCCAGAUGGCCCCAAUGGCUGGAGCUGCACCGAUCCCAAGCCAGGAGCCAGGAGCUUCUUCCAGGUUUCCUACAUUGGUGCAGGAGCCCAAGGAGUUGGGUAGUCAUCUACUGCUUUCCCAGGCCAAAGCAGGGAGCUGGAUUGGAAGUGGAGCAUCCGGGACUUGAACCAGUGCCCAUAUGGGAUGCCGGCACUGCAGGCGGUGGCUUUACCAGCUAUGCCACAGUGCUGCCCCCCUGUUCUGUUGUUUUUGAAAGUCUCUGCUGUUCUUGUUGAUUUUUGUUGUUUUGAAAAGACUGUGAAUUCCACAGUCAAUUCCCAUCUCAAGCCAUGCUAACAGGCUUACGUUGCCCCAUUGGCUAUAUACAUUGACUGAUUUCAGUGUUUCUGUUCAUUCCCUUUGAUGCUAUAGCUGCGUUCCUCUGUGGAGGGCAGAGCAUCAGAGCUGGGGAGCUGGACGAGAAAACAUGAGGUGUGACUUUGGGGUGAGAAAAAGUUCUGAUGUGCAUUUUUAGAGCUGGAAAAGAACCCAGCCAACUAGAAUGAGGAAUUCCAGGGCUGUGAGUAAGGGCAGAGCCAGAAGGUGUCCCCAGACAAGGACAGAGUUAUUCCAGGGAGGAACAAAAGGAUGUGUUGUCUUGACUGUUGCAGAGGAUGUCAGAGGAGUGCGGGUGCUGUGUGUGUCUGUGAGGAUGUCAGAGGAGUGCGGGUGCUGUCUGUGCCUGUGAUUGUGUCUUUACACUCCGAUUCUGCCUUUGACUCUGCCCACUCUGUUUGUCUUCACGAAGUGCUGUUUGACUGCUCUCCUGCUCACUUGGAAUUGUUUCCUGACUUCCUCUCUACUUUGUAAUUAUGCUGUGCCAACUCAAUAAUGACCACGUGUAGUGUUUAUGUUGAAAAGGGUCUGUGUAGUCUCCUUCCUUCCUCAGGACAGACUACUGAACGUGCAAGUGAGACCACAUCAUGGUUCCCUGAACAUGCGGGUGACAUCAUUGCAUGCAUUUAUCGUAUCUUUCUACACACAGGUUUUGUUUUGCUUUAUUUUGUUUUUUGAUCAGUU
This is a messenger RNA of Oryctolagus cuniculus (rabbit), 2324 nucleotides long. NCBI's taxonomy places the organism in Eukaryota, Metazoa, Chordata, Mammalia, Lagomorpha, Leporidae. The record is from RefSeq and is a predicted model, not a curated record.